Molecule: messenger RNA, 2580 nt
Organism: Ornithodoros turicata
Lineage: Eukaryota; Metazoa; Arthropoda; Arachnida; Ixodida; Argasidae
Exons: 3
Coding region: 142-729 (195 amino acids)
Source: RefSeq, a predicted model, not a curated record
CCUAAUCCAGGUCCGAAACGUUCGAUCCAGUACCGCCUCACUCGCCCACACUUGUUUAUCGUGUCACGGUUCUACUGGCUCCGUUCCCCGUCAAACGUGUAGUAUAUUGCCGCAUGAUAACCACCGAACCAUCGCUCCCCCAUGUCGUCAUCCCCGAAAGAAGAGUCUAUGUCCCCGGAACUGCCCACGGGUAUACAAGAGAUCUCCGGGGAAUAUGCUACGGGCACCCUCUUCACCUCUGGCCUGUCCAAGGGCCCAUCCACGAGCACAACGACGAGCAAUGUACGCAACAAAAUAUCCUCUGCAGAUGCCGAAGAACAAUCCCCUGCGGCGUCCAGGCCUGCAAUCAAUCCCAGGAUCGCCCUCAUCACUGCCGCACUCAUGGGACAUUCAAUCUACAAAUCUAAAAUCUUGCGACUGUGCAUGGCUCUCUCUGGAAUAUCGAUCGUGACGGCAGCUUUAGCCUUUAUCGCCGUCAAGUACAUGAAGGACAGCGUCAAGCCUAACGUAGAUUCCAAUACUGAGGUGCGUAACGAGACUACCACCGCAGGAAACAUCGAAUCCACCCGUGGGAACCGAAGCAACGCAUCUCUUCCGCUCGCAAUCUUCAACCAGAUGGAACAUGGGGAGACGGGCUGCCUCUGCGAAAGACACUACACACAGAGGCUGCAAACUUUUUUGAAGCAUCAUUUCUUUUGGAUGCUGGUGGUGGUGGUGGUGGUGACGUAAACCGGCUUGCCGUUGUUGGCCUCACGAAUGUGGGCUGCGUCACGACUGUACCCAGGAUGAGCUGAGAUGAUGUGAUAACAGAUGAAGGAAUGAUGACGUGCGAAAGGCGGACGGAUGUUAACUAUUGCAGGCACAUAACCAGGACCAGUCACUGACAUCGCUUCUGCAUAGUAUAAGCACAGAUCUUCUGGAGAUCCUUUCUUAAAAAUUAUCUUUUAUGAAUUCAUUUCAUCACAGCAACUUUGUAUUUGUGAGCUUUUUGUUUAUAUUCAGACAAUAUAGGCUACUACGUGGUUCCACAAGGAUGACUUUUUUCAUAGAAGCGUGCACUCUCGAUAUCCUGCUCAUUUAGUUGCCAAGGUCACACGAGAAGAUAAGUGAGCAAUGGCGCACAAGGGAAAAAAAUGCUUGCACAAGAGAAGUUGCUCAGUCGACAACCGCUUAUGCCAUUGUGGCGUCGUUGCGACCACGGCGGCCAAGGGAUUUACACGGUGUGACAUCUGAAGGCGCGCCCUCUCUCACGGCGAGGGUGGUGGUGGUGGACCUGAUUUCCAUGGUUAGCAACACUCAGGGGACGUCACGACUAUCGCAGAGGGGAGCGUGCAUCCUGGGACGACUUCACAGGGAGCUGUGCUGACAUUCGUUGUGAAGCAUCUCAGGAAUUCAACCAACUCAGGAAAAUAGGUAUUUUCCCUAAGAUAUUCAAUUCGUUAAUUUCUGGGCGUUUGAGGCUUACGUGUCUGAGACGUCCCUAAUUGCGAUCUACCUCGGCCAAUUCUUGUUGAUUAUAUCUAAGCAAUAUGAUUGCUAGAGGUAUAUGAUUCUAAGUUAUAUGAUUAUAUCAGGCAAAACCCCAGGAAAGCAGAGCCGGCGCCCGGAUUCGAACCUGGGUCGCCUCAGAGUCUCAGUGUGGAAUGCCAUCAUUGUAGGAAGUUAACUAGGCCACUGGACCUGGCCGUGGGAUAUCUCUCACGGCAGUUUUUAGCCGCGCUUGAACACGUGAUCUAAAAGUCGAUCUCCAUUUGUCAGUUGAGUCUGGGGCUGUCUAGGCCUCAGAACUAGACCCCAGAAAUAGAGAUACCCUGAUGUGCUGUUCGUGUAAUUAGAAAAGAAUACCCAUAAUAAUCAUAUCAAUAACGAGAGGAUAUAGAGGUAGCAAGCGAGCUGCUGGUAUAGAUCCAUAACUUAAACCUCAACUAUAACUUCGUUUUUUGUCCCCUGGUCUCUGGUUUUUAAGUUAUGAAUCAUAUCAAGGAUAUCUUUGUUAGCAUUUCUAUGUUUCAACUGGGUUCAGGGCUCGGUGUCACCAACGCAAGUUAACAGUUGAACUAAGAUUAGACGUCUCUAAACAUGGUGUGUGUGUUACCAACGGCUCUGUGACCCUGAGGGAAAUCUCGCUAUUCAGCUUUGGUGCAAUCGUGUUGACGAUUAACAACAAGUUUAGGGAAGACUGAUCUCGGUUAAAGUGUCAACUCAAGUUGGUGGAACUGAGCCAAUACUAUGUAUCUUCACUCCAAAGUGUAGUAGGUAUAAUUUACAUAUUUAUUAGUAGGACCUGACUCUCGAGUUGAAUCUGAAUCCUCCAGAUUAUUCCUUCCAAUAUGUUUUGGACCAGUUCGACUUAAAUCAUAUCCCCCCCCCCCGAAUUCCAAUCAUAUUUCAUACUAUUUUGUAGUAUUCUGUAUGCACGCCUGACGCAAAUUUUAUUUGACGAACAAUAUGAAGCACAUCUGAUGCUGAUUUGAGGGAACAAAUCGGAUUUAAAUCAAAUCCGCAGUUUGCAGAGUGUGCUAAAUCAAAUCCAGUCAAGGCUUAAAAAUGUCGGACGAUCUCCCCUGACAAAUCCGUGAG